AUGUUCAACGGCAACACGAACCAGCUGAGUUACACGUGUAAUCCGAGUCUCAUGCGGGACUUUCACUGCGCAGCGAUCUCGUCUAUGCUAGACGACCAACAAAUUGGGUUAACCGAGCUUUACCAGAGGAAAGCUCGAGCCUUCCCCUCGAGGGUGUUCUCGAUGCUGGCAACGGUGCUGAAGAUGGGUGACACUGGAGGGAGCUUUACUCUCCUCCGCCCGAACGGGUUUGCGAGCAGUGCUAUGUGGCACCGGAUCUCGCAUGGAGCCAAAGACGAGCAAAGCUAUCUGGCGGCUACGCACGCUGCAGAAGAAUCCGUGACAUACGUCGAGAGCAUGCUCGACUACGUUGAUCCGACACUGAUUCCAGACCUUCGAGCCAACGAGACUUCUCGAGCUUACAAGAAGCCGGCGCCUGCCGAAAACCCUUUGAAUGCGUGGAUUUACAGGACUCACCUCAAGGCUUCAGCUGCCAUACCUGAGACUGGCUUGCUGGACGGUAAAACCGUCGCGAUCAAAGACACCGUCUCUGUAGCCGGCGUUCCCAUGACCUGCGGCACUCAGCCGUUCCACCUGUGCAAAGAGGCACCGUACCCGAUCCCCAGCAUCGACGCCCCGGUGGUCUCGCGUAUCCUCGAAGCCGGCGCGAUGAUAACCGGCACGUCGACGUGCGAGAACUAUUGCAUGUCGGCAAUGUCCUGCACGGCCGCCACUGGACCGGUUGAUAACCCCUGGCUGGAGGGCUUCUCAGCUGGAGGUAGCAGCAGCGGUUCGGCGGCUCUCGUAGCUAUCAACAGCAUCAAAAGAUGGCGCGAAGCCAGAGGCCUGCCGGUGAAAGACUUGGGACAAGGCGCCGAUCUUGCCGUCGGUGGCGAUCAAGGUGGCAGUAUCCGCGUUCCCGCGGCGUACUGCGGUAUCUACGGGCUCAAGCCCACUCAUGGGCUGGUGCCCUACAUAGGUAUCGCGUCUCUCUUGCCCAUGCUUGACCAUGCCGGUCCAAUGGCAUCUUCGGUGCGUGACACUGCUCUUCUCCUGGCAGCGAUCGCCGGGUACGACGGGUUCGAUCCUCGCAUGACGCCGGAGACGCCCCUUCGCCACAACGUGCCUCAGUACUAUGGCCUGCCGGACGGUGAGAUCGACUCUCGCAUCGCCGCUGGCACGUGGACCCCGAAAGCUGCCGCCACGGGUUUGCGCAUCGGCAUACUCAAAGAAGGCAUCGAGAUUCCCGGUAUGGAUGCCCAGGUGGCAGACGUGGUCCGACAAGCCGCGCUUCGGUUCGCGAAGCUCGGCGCGUCCGUCGAAGAGGUCUCGAUUCCUCUACACGCCGCCGCUCCGCACAUAUUCACAGCGGCCAUGCGCGCCUAUAUGGCUGACACUUUCCUGUUCCAAGCCGCUCCGACCUCGCUGUCUUUCCCAUUCCCUGGCGGUGCGGCUCCGGAGACCAGUCAGGCGUGGUAUGAGACCAUGAACGAGUACAACCCGGUGGUCGUCGCUGCCCUCCUGAGUGGUGUGGCCCUCCGUGACAGGACGAGGUACCCCGAGAGUGUGCGAAGCAAGGCCAUCAGACACGUGCACGAGCUGCGGGCCGCCUACGACCAAGCUCUGGGGCGGUUCGAUGCGCUGGUCACGCCCGCGACGCCGACAGUGGGGACCCCGCACGCGCCCCGAGACAUGGGCACGACAGAAAAGAUCGGCUUCCUCCUGGGCAACACGGUGAGCACGAUGGCGUUCAACGUGUCUGGUCAUCCAGCCUUGGCCAUGCCCGUUGGUUGGGGCUCGGUCGAGACAGGGGACGGUAGGUUGCCGGUCGCGAUGCAGGUGGUGGGGAAGAGAUGGGACGAGCAGACCGUGUUCCUCGCUGCGGCUGCGUGGGAGGUGGGAGGCAUGGGCCUGGAUGAGGAAGAGCAAUGA
Anthostomella pinea is the source of this 1911-nucleotide messenger RNA. Lineage: Eukaryota; Fungi; Ascomycota; Sordariomycetes; Xylariales; Xylariaceae. The record is from the annotation of a GenBank genome assembly.